Molecule: messenger RNA, 3755 nt
Organism: Macrosteles quadrilineatus (aster leafhopper)
Lineage: Eukaryota; Metazoa; Arthropoda; Insecta; Hemiptera; Cicadellidae
Product: proton-coupled amino acid transporter-like protein pathetic
Exons: 12
Coding region: 306-1961 (551 amino acids)
Biological process (GO): amino acid transmembrane transport
Cellular component (GO): vacuolar membrane
Molecular function (GO): amino acid transmembrane transporter activity
Source: RefSeq, a predicted model, not a curated record
GGUAAAGCCAAAGGUUAGGUAAGAAAAGACCGAAAGGCCAUUCUACGCUAACACCUUGCCGUCGUCUCUCGCGGCCAGUCGGUGUCGGUUAUUUCGUCAUCCCUAACCUAAACUUUGCCCCACGUUGUUUGGUGAAUUAUUACUUUCGUGUACCUCACACACCUGAAAGACAGUGAUAGUUUUGAUAAAGGUGCGACAUUUUUUUGUGUUUUACCGAUCGCAAGUUCUUCGGCCACGUGUUAAGAGCUGUUUUCAAGGCUAAAUUGCCCGCAUUCUACGCCGAAGCCGUAAAAAAUCCCACCACAAUGGCUACCAACGGACAAGCCAAUAUGACGGAAAUGGAAACAUUUUUGCCCAAAGAUGGAUCUAACAUCAAAGACAAAUACAAGAUCUCAGUUUCUCCAGCCAAGACGAGAGAUUUGGAAGCAGAGCGUCUCAACAGUAUAGAUGGGAAGUACUACGAUCCGUUCAAAGAGAGGAAGGUGGAGCAUCCUACAUCAGACUGUGACACUUUGACUCAUCUACUGAAGGCAUCUCUAGGUACGGGGAUCCUGGCUAUGCCCAUCGCUUUCAAAAACGCUGGCCUCACCAUGGGAAUAUUCUUCACCAUCAUAGUCGCCCUCGUCUGCACGCACUGUGCUUACAUAGUUGUGAAGUGUGCUCAUGUGCUGUACUACAAAACACGGACUCCCGCCAUGAGUUUUGCUGAUGUGGGAGAAGCUGCGUUCACUCAUGGUCCACCAUGGGGGAGAAAGUUUGCGAAGCUUGCAAGGGUAUCCAUCCUGGUGGGUCUGUUUCUAUCCUAUUUUGGGACCUGCAGUGUCUACACUGUCAUCAUAGGAAACAACUUCCAGCAGGUGAUAGAUUACCACCUAGGGUUCGAGAACAAUCAGAGGAUCUACAUCAUCGCUCUGCUUGUCCCUCUCAUACUCAUGUCCUGGGUACCCAACCUCAAGUCUCUGGCCCCUGUGUCUAUGGUGGCCAACCUGUUCAUGGGCCUGGGUCUAGGCAUCACAUUCUACUACCUGGUCCAGGAUCUCCCUUCACCUCAGGAGAUGCCUCAGGUUGCCCCAGUCAUGGAAUGGCCCAUCUUCUUCAGCAUCUGCAUCUUCGCUAUGGAAGCCAUUGGAGUUGUGAUGCCGUUGGAAAACUCUAUGUCAAACCCACAGCAUUUCAUUGGCAUCUGCGGAGUUCUCAACCAAGGCAUGGGUGGAGUGACGCUUGUCUACAUCUUGCUGGGUUUCUUGGGCUAUGUCAAGUAUGGUGAUGAGACAAAGGGCAGCAUCACACUUAACCUGCCUACUGAGGACUUCUUGGCUCAGUCAGUGAAGAUUCUGGUGGGGCUGGCAGUGUUCUGCACGUAUGGUCUGCAGUACUACGUGUGUCUCGAGAUUGUCUGGAACGGAGUGAAAGAUAGGUUCUCCAAAGGCUCAAGGAUGGCUGAGUAUGUCGUCCGCACUCUGCUCACCUCUGCUUCAGUGCUGCUGGCUGUUGCUGUCCCAACCAUUGGUCCCUUCAUCGGCCUUAUCGGAGCCUUCUGCUUCUCCCUGCUUGGACUCAUCAUUCCCAUCUUUAUCGAGAUUGUCACCUAUUGGGACCUCGGAUUCGGCGCAUGCAACUGGAUCAUCCUAAAAAAUAUUCUAGUCUUCGGGUUCGGAGUGCUGGCACUUAUUUUCGGGACGUACACAAGUAUAGAGGAGAUCGCAGCCAUGUACUCUCCUGUGGUCGAUGAAGCACAAGAUUUGUUCAACAAGACCGCGGUCAACGCUACCGAAGUCUUCGGACAGCUGGCAUCGACAGUUGUGUCGUCAGUCAAUGUAACUGAUACCAUCGACAAACUGCAAUCAGCUGUUGGCAAUAGUACCGCAAUGGCUGCAGUACUAGACGCCUUUAGCAACGGAACAAAAACUGUCGCUGAGGCAGUACUGAAUGCAGGAAACGGCACAAACCCUUUGUCAUAGUGUCUGCACUGCAAGAGUUCUUGAGACAUACCAGUGAUUUUGUAUCUCAUCCAGUGAUUUUUGUAAAGUGGAUAUGGUAGAUGUAUGCAGAAGCAAUGGUUGAAUGAGGCUUGUAAAAACUUCUCUCCUUAGUCCUUACUAAGUGAUAUCAACUUGCAGGUUCUCGCGGACCUUUGUUAGGCUAUAUUAUUUUAUCCUUUAGGUUAAGCUUUUAUACAAUAUACACAAAAGAUUAUUUACCUUGUUACAUUUAGGAUGAAUUAAGUCUUAACCUAACCUCUACUGCAUCAGCCAGGGGCUGAUUAUAGGCUAAGUUUUAAGUAAUACAACAUUUAAUGUUGGUAAGUACUUUUUAUCCAACCAUUAUUAAAAAUUGAAAUGACCUUUUAAUGUUUAAAAUGAACUGCUUUAAAGGUUUUAAAGAAAUUAUUGAAUUAUUUCCUUAUAUUUAAUGGUAUGUAAAGAUAAAUAAUAAGCUGGAACUUAUAAUUUACUUAACAAUGAUUGAAUUUGUUGCCAUUACAUAUUUUAACAAAAAACGAAUAUAUACUAGAUAUGAAAAAUAAUAAUAAUUAUUAUUGAUAGUAUUAUGAGCUUAAUUUGUAGGCAUUAAAAAGCCUUGUGAUAAUAAUUUUAUUUCACAUAUUCUUUAAACAAUCAAACCUUUGGUACUAUUUUAAUGUUGAUGGAGUGAAUAUAACUUGAACUAGCUGUGGUAUGAUGACUAAAAUUUAACCACCGUACCAAACCAUUUUUAUUGGUGUUAUAUUUUUCUUGUUUAUGAUUAAACUAGUAGCUUUACCUGUACUUCGCUUUGGUCUGUGGACACACCGACAGUGAUAUUUUUCUCAAUAAGCUACAGCAGGUACUGUAGAAAACAUCUAUCAUCAAUGAUAAUAGAUCAUUACAUACGACCUAUUAUCCAAGUUCAUAAUCUAUGAAUGUACAAACCUAUGACUCAGUUUAACAAAAUGAUGAGUUUAAAAUGUUUUUAAUAGCGUGACAGUAUAUAUUUUUAAUCAUUAGAGUAAACAAAUCAAAAAUCAUUAGCCUUUUCCUGCUUUUUCGAUGGAUACUUACAAAAACAUAUCCAUCCUAGAUCAAUGAUAAGUUCAAUUUUAUCUAAAAGUAUUUACUUUGUAGUAGAAAAUUUAUCUUUUACUGUCAUAUCUCAUAAAAUCCAAGUCAAACAUAUCAGUCACCACAGUUUUGUUUGAUCUCGUUAAGAUUGUUUUAAAUUUGUAUUUAGUUACUGUUUGAUUUAUGUAAUUUAAGCCUUUCAUAAGUGUACUUAAGUGUCUAUUUUGAUAUUUACUAGGAGUUGUGAAAUGUUUUUUUAUGAUGUAAUAUAAUUUAAUUUUUUUGCCAAGGACCUACAUUUUUACUUUAACCAAGUUUUUACAAGUGCCUUUAACAGCAUACAAGUUUAUGACAUUAAAUUGAAAAAAGAAAAUCAUAUUCUUCACCUUUAAUGUACUAAUGACUUAGCUAAUUAGUAAUUAUUUACUAAAAGUUCCUUUAUAAAAUAAAAAAUAAGCUAGUGUAUUACCGCAAAUGCCUUAACCGAUUAUGAUUAUAUGUAUAUAUUGUAUUCAUUAUCACACUCCCUAUUCAUAUACUAUUACACUGAUGAAUGUUUUGUAUUUAAUAUUAAGUUACUUUCCAUUCAACCAAUUCAACUUUAUUGGUUGUGAUUUUUUGAGAAUUUUUACAAUGUUUAAGUUUUGGUUUUUGUUCACGCUGACAUUCACUUCAAUUUAUUUUAUGUAUAUUGUUAUUAAAUUUUAAUAAAAU